Messenger RNA from Podospora anserina S mat+, 1614 nucleotides. RefSeq lists its product as uncharacterized. NCBI's taxonomy places the organism in Eukaryota, Fungi, Ascomycota, Sordariomycetes, Sordariales, Podosporaceae. Gene Ontology annotation, molecular function: acyltransferase activity, transferring groups other than amino-acyl groups. Gene Ontology annotation, biological process: peptidoglycan turnover. Bases 1 to 1614 code for a protein of 537 amino acids. The record is from RefSeq and is a predicted model, not a curated record. The transcript has 3 exons.
AUGAGUCCUCCCGAACCCUCAACAACUGACCUUGACCCUACCUCUCCUGUUCCCAUGGACCUCAGCAAGCACCGGGUGACUACGGUCAUGCAAGAUUCGCAUUCCUAUCUGCCACUAUCAAAACCACUCAAGGAUGGCGACCUCCUGUUACUGCUCACACCUGGAAUCAUACCGGAUCUUGGCAGUUCGAAAAUGAAUUCAGAGACACCACUUACCAGUGACCCGUUCGAAUCCCUAGGCAAGGCAUUGGCGAAGCAUCAUCCCUGGGUUCGGCAUGUGCCCUACCUACCACGCUACGGUAUCACCGGCACACAUGUUGUGCACAUCAGGCUAGCCACGGCGAUCAUUUUCGUCCUCUCAGGUCCACCUGUCCAUGGUCAGCCCUCGCAAGUGGCACUCGCCGAGAUCACACGAAGUAUCUGCGAGAACCGACCACAUGUCAUCGUGGCCUGCUGCGACGCCCGAGAGCUGGGGCCCAUCGAAAAGUCGUUCCCGGCGAUAGUGCAGGUACCCAGCCUCGACCCGUCCGAUCUCGAAGCAGCGGCAGACGUCAUAUUCGGAGAGACCAAAAAGCGGCCACCAUCAACCGGUCCUAACCUGCAGAAUCUGGUCCUCGCCCCAAAGGCCUGGUCGGUCGAGGUAUGGAACGGGCCCCGGGACAUGGAUGCGUCGUAUGAGCUCUGGUGCCGGUGCUUCCCAGACAACUUCCACCUGAGCCGCUUCUUGUUCCAGGCGCUGUUGCGACGGGACGGGUGGGCGAUGCAUUACGUGGUUCGUGAGCCGGGGACCUCCCAGCUGCUCGGGUUUUGUGCGACGUAUACAACUUAUGCCGGGGCUGAGGAGGAACGCCUGGUCGGGUCCGUGGCUGCCUUGCUUGUGCGCCCGGCGUACCGGAAACGAGGCAUCGGGUUGAGCUUGCACAACCAUGCGCUGAGGCAGCUUACAAAGACACGUGGUGUGUGCCGGUUACAGCUUGGGAGCACGUUUCCUCGGCUGUUGUAUGGGCUUCCGAUGGACUCACCGGUGGAGGAUUGGUUUGGGCGACGCAACUGGCCUGUCCUUACCCAGUUACCGGGCCCGGGGACUGGGCAGGAGGCGUGCGACUGGCUGCUGAAGUUUGCGGAUUGGCCUAUUCCAACCGUGUUGCCACCGGGGCCGGUGUUCCGCCAGUGCGAAUUUCACGAGUUCGACAUGGUGUUGGCGCUGGUAGGGUCGGAGUCUAGGAGGAGGGACAAUGUGGGCUGGUACGACCAGUAUGCCAAGCUGGCGAACUCGAUGAACAUCCGCGAUAUUGUUGUCGGACUGGACGAAGCCGGCACGAUGGUUGCCGCGGCUUUGACAUAUGUCAAGAACACAGGGAGUCCGGUGGCCGAGGAUCUGCCUUGGACCAACAUGAUUGGGGAUGAUGUUGGCGGGGUAACGUGCGUUUGCAUUGCAGAUUCAGGUCGGCGGGGCGCUGUGAUGGUCAGACUAUUAGACAGCUGCAUUCAGCUGCUUGCUGAGCAGGGGAUGACACAGCUGUUUAUGGACGCCGUCAAGGGUGGCGAUGAGGGGUUCCCAUCUAUGGGCUUCCACAAAUGGGCAAGAUACAGAGAUGUGUGGCGGGAUAUCUAA